AUGGAAAAUCAGAAGUUUAGCAUGUAUCGAGCUAGGUUCUCUCUCCCCUCCCUCUCCUUCCCCAGCCGCCGCCGCCUGCUGCCAGCCGCCGGCUGGCCGGCGUGCGCCUCUGCCAUGGCUGCACCUCCUCCAUUCCCCGCCUCCUAUAGCUUCCCACCCCUUGCUUCGCCCGCCUCUGCCCCUCCGCAGGGCGGCGCGCCUGCACCUGGCGGCCGUCCGCCGGCGGCGGACCUGUACGCGCCCGGAGCCGCGCGCCCGCCAGGUGCCCUGCCGGCAGCCGCCCGCCGUCCGCCCGCCUCUGCCCCUCCGCAGGGGGGCGCGCACGCGCCUGGCGGCCGUCCGCUGGGGGUCGCGCCCAGGGACGCGCCCGCCCGUCCACCGGCGGCUGCUACACCAGGCCUGUACGCGCCCGAGCCAGGAGCAGGUGCUCGCCCGCCAGGGGGCGCACCCGCCCGUCCGCAGGGGGCUGCUCCACCCAGCGCCGCCGCCGCCUCCCUCCUCCUGGCCGCGGCUGCCGUUCUCCCUCCUCCCUCGCUGCGCGCAGGUGCGGCCCCCGGCGCAGCCAGUCCUGGCGCGAGCGCGGGCCUAGCGCGGCCUCCAGGCGCGCCCCUCCCUGGCGCUGCUGCCAAUGCCCUCGCCACCGCCCUCGACGCCGCCCGGGCUGAGCGAGGGUUGGGGGGGCCGCCUGACGUGUGCCCGGGGCUCAGUGCUCCCCUCCCUGGUGCUGCUGCCGCCGCCCGCAUCGCUGCCUGGACUACUCCUCCGCUGCCGUCGUCUCCUCUUGGCCCUCCUCCCUCCGAGCCGAGCGAGGGUGGGGGGGGGGGGCGAAGUGGCAGCCAUCGCCGUCGACGUGGAAACAGUGAGCCUCACCCACCUGCGGCGGUGCUCACAGGUGCUCCUCCGGGGGCCCGACCUGUUGGUGGGGACCCGGCGGCCUGGGCAUCUUUCCACAACCCGUGGUCGCGGGCCAUGUUGCCUCUCCAGGCUCCCGGCGGUGCAACUCCUCGCCCGGCGACGGCCAUGCUCGCUUGUGCUCCUCCAGGGUCUCUUUCCGCAUCUCCUGGGGCCCCACCUCCCGCCGUAUUGCCCAGGCCUGUCGGUUGGGGCCCGACGGCCUUGGCCAACUGUUUCAGCGCCAUGACUCCGACUCCUCCUGUCGGGCCAUACUGGGUCGCCGACUCGGGAGCCACUUACCACACCACUCCCGACCCGAGUAUCCUCUCCUCCGUUCACCCUCCUUCCUCUCAUCCUUCGUCCAUCAUGGUUGCCAAUGGCUCGUGUCUUCUUGUCACCUCUGUGGGUGCCGCCGGCGCUCAUGGCUCCUUUCGCCUUCCCGACGUCCUUGUUGCCCCUUCUAUGGUUCACAACCUUCUUUCUAUUCGUCGGUUUACAGCUGACAAUUCCUGCUCGGUUGAGUUUGAUUCUUCUGGUCUUACUUUCAGCCUCACCAUCAAGGCCGUCCAGUGUGACAAUGGCCGGGAAUUCGAUAACUCCACCUCCCGUGCCUUCUUUCUCUCACACGGUGUCCAGUUGCGCAUGUCCUGUCCGUAUACCUCCUCCCAGAACGGCAAGGCUGAGCGCAUGAUUCGCACCACCAACGACACCAUCCGCACCCUUCUACUCCAGGCGUCCCUACCCGCUCGCUUCUGGGCUGAGAGCCUGCACACCUCCACCUAUCUCCUUAACCGCCUUCCUUCCACUGCCUGUCCCGCUCCUACCCCUCAUCAUGCUCUGUUCGGCACCCCUCCUCGGUAUGACCACCUUCGUGUUUUCGGGUGUGCGUGCUACCCUAACACCACGGCCACUGCUCCCCACAAGCUGGCACCCCGUUCGACUCUCUGUGUCUUCCUCGGGUACUCUCCGGACCACAAGGGGUACCGGUGCUAUGAUCUUACCUCUCGUCGCGUCCUCAUCUCUCGCCAUGUGGUGUUUGAUGAGUUUGUCUUCCCUUUCUCCACCACCACCACACCGGCUUCCGCCCCUGACCUCGACUUCUUCUCGUCGUGUCCCGCUGACCCGGUGGCCCAGCCACCUUUACUGUUUCCUGCAGGAUCUGCUCCACCGAGGUCUUCGCCGGCAUUGUGCCCCGGCUCGUCGCCCACCGGUGUGGCUCGGGGCUCUGUGCCUUGCACGGGUCCGUUGGCCACGCCCCUCCAGGUGGUUCCUGCAACUACACCUGACGCGGGCCCGGGGACGCCGGUGUCUGUUCCUCCGGCACCCUGCACCCAGCCGGUGCCUGUUGGACCCCCGGCGCGCUUCGCGCAGCCGGUGCGCGUCUACCAGCGCCGGGCGCGGCCGGUCCCGCCUCCUCCGCCACCGGGGGUGGCCUCUACGCUCUGCCUCAGUCGCCACCACCGGUGGUCUCCUCUCCGCCGGCCACGCCUACUCCGCCACCGUGGGCACCGACUGCACGUGCUGUGUCGCCGGUGUACCACCCGCCGAUUCUUCACCGCGACCCGCGUCAUGUCCACCCGAUGGUGA
Messenger RNA from Sorghum bicolor (sorghum), 2481 nucleotides. Its product is annotated as basic proline-rich protein. Gene Ontology annotation, molecular function: nucleic acid binding. Gene Ontology annotation, biological process: DNA integration. The transcript has 2 exons. The coding region runs from base 1 to 2481 and encodes 826 amino acids. The record is from RefSeq and is a predicted model, not a curated record. Lineage: Eukaryota; Viridiplantae; Streptophyta; Magnoliopsida; Poales; Poaceae.